Messenger RNA from Labrus bergylta (ballan wrasse), 801 nucleotides. NCBI's taxonomy places the organism in Eukaryota, Metazoa, Chordata, Actinopteri, Labriformes, Labridae. The record is from RefSeq and is a predicted model, not a curated record.
UUAGAAGAAGAAGAAGAAGAAGAAGAAGUGUUGCUAACAAUGGCGGCUCCCUCAGAGUUCCGGAUGGACCUGCUGCCUUCAGACCCGCUGCUGCACGUCUUAUCCUUCCUGAGCUUCAGAGACCUGAUCCACUGCAGCUUCGUCAGCAGGAGGUUGAAUGAACUCUCCAAACACAAUCCUCUGUGGAAGCUUCUCUGCUCUAAACACUGGCUGCUCUCAGAUGCUGACCGGCUGCAGAGCGGUCUGUCCUGGUACUGUCUAUUCAAACAGUACUACAGAGACCUGGGUCGGUACCUGCAGUACUACCCGGUCCUGAGGAGAUCCUGGGACCAGCUGAAGAGCUUCCUGCAGCAGAGGUGUCCCCGUAUGAUCGCAUCACUUAAAGGUGACCACGCCCCCUUUUCAUCUCCUCCUGUUGUUCACUGUGACCACGCCCCCUUUUCAUCUCCUCCUGUUGUUCACUGUGACCACGCCUCCUUUUUAUCUCCUCCUGUUGUUCACUGUGACCACGCCUCCUUUUUAUCUCCUCCUGUUGUUCACUGUGACCACGCCUCCUUUUCAUCAUCCCCUGUUGUUCACUGUGACCACGCCUCCUUUUUAUCUCCUCCUGUUGUUCACUGUGACCACGCCCCCUUUUCAUCUCCUCCUGUUGUUCACUGUGACCACGCCCCCUUUUUAUCUCCUCCUGUUGUUCACUGUGACCACGCCUCCUUUUUAUCUCCUCCUGUUGUUCACUGUGACCACGCCCCCUUUUUUAUCUCCUCCUGUUGUUCACUGUGACCUCGCCUCCUUUUUAUCUCC